Olea europaea var. sylvestris is the source of this 627-nucleotide messenger RNA. RefSeq lists its product as uncharacterized. The record is from RefSeq and is a predicted model, not a curated record. NCBI's taxonomy places the organism in Eukaryota, Viridiplantae, Streptophyta, Magnoliopsida, Lamiales, Oleaceae. The transcript has a single exon. Bases 1 to 627 code for a protein of 208 amino acids.
AUGGAGAAUUUCCUUCGUUCUAAGGAAUAUUGGACCUUGAUAGAACAUGGGAUUCCUACAGGUGGAGAAGCACAUCCCACUGAAGAACAAAGGAAGGUAAUUGAAGAUGCCAAACUGGAAGAUUUGAAGGCUAAGAAUUAUUUAUUCCAAGUCAUUGAUAGAUUAGUUCUGGAAACAAUUUUGAACAAGGAUACAUCAAAGAGCAUUUGGGACUCUUUGAAGCAGAAGUAUCAGGGGACAGCAAGAGUCCAGCGUGCACAACUACAAGCUCUUCGAAAGGAAUUUAAGGUGCUCACCAUGAAAGUAGGAGAAUCUAUGAAUGAAUACUUUGCUAGAACUCUUACUAUAGCAAACAAGAUGAGGAACCAUGGAGAGAAGACGACUAAUGUUGUGGUCAUUGAAAAGAUGCUAAGAUUUAUGUCUACAAAAUUUGAAUAUGUUGUAUGUUCUAUUGAGGAGUCUAAUGAUCUGGACAACUUAUCCAUUGAUGAACUACAGAGCAGUCUUCUUGUACAUGAACAACGUAUGAAUAGCCAUGCUAUGAAAGAACAGGCUCUAAAGGUUACUUAUGCAGAUCAAUCAAGAGGAAGAGGACGAGGUCGUGGUGGAAUCAGAGGACGAGGAUGA